Harpegnathos saltator (Jerdon's jumping ant) is the source of this 5547-nucleotide messenger RNA. RefSeq lists its product as uncharacterized. The transcript is spliced from 14 exons. The coding region runs from base 463 to 3678 and encodes 1071 amino acids. The record is from RefSeq and is a predicted model, not a curated record. Lineage: Eukaryota; Metazoa; Arthropoda; Insecta; Hymenoptera; Formicidae.
CAUGCUAUCGAGUACGUCCAAAGUGACAGGUGGUGUGCGCACUGCCGAGGUUCCGUAUGUGUUUCGUGCGCUCGUAUCUUCGUGUUUGCUCUCGCGACACACGCGGAUCGGCACAACCCACACGAGAACAUCGACGACGCGUCGUUACGUGAUAUAUCCACGUACGCCAAGUCCGAGUGUCGCUCUUCGUCUCGCUCCACCCCGACUCGCCCGCGACUCCAGACACCGCUCCGUUGUAGGUCCACGCGUGAAUCGCGGUGACAUGCUCGCACGAUCGGUGCGUCGCUGCUCGUAGGUGCUUCCAGUGCCAGUUCCUAUGAUGUAUACCACGUAUUCUCGCGACUCGCCCGGGAGAUUCAACUGCAGAAGAGUGUUUUCGAGAUUACUCUCCGGCAGGCCAGGCAUAAAACCGCAGGGAUUUUCGUUUCUCAUUCGGUGUUGGGACAAGGUUGGCAGAUCUAUAUGGGGCAAUGCGUGUCUCGUAAGGCGGGCGCCGUCGUCGCAGCAUCCGGUCAUCACAACUCUCCCUCGUACCGCAUCAUGGAGAAACACGCCCAAAAACAGGGUGAUCAGCGGGGCUCGUCGAGACGGGGUACGUCGCACACGCGCGGCACCGCGAUGUCCUUUGGAUUCCGACGAAGACCCGCCAGCGGGAUUCCGAUGCCGAUCACGGGCUUCGCCGGUACCGAAUCGAGUCUGCUGCAUCCUCGAUCCAAAUCGGCUGGCCCGGAGCAAGACCGCAGGCGGGACGACGACAACAGCAACGCGGCGAUUCACAACUCGUCGUCCGGCCGCUCGACGCCGCGAUUAGCGCCGCCUAAGAAGGAUUCUAGCGGCAUCGGCGUCCGGACGAAUCGCUUCGGCUACCGGCAGCCGCAGAAAUUCACCAACAAGGUUGGCGACAUAUGCAACAGUCACAGUAUCAGCCACUAUAAUCAGGAGAAGCUGCUGCAGCAGCAGCAGCAGCAGCUACAACAGCAGCAGCAGCAACAGCAACACCAUCAGCAACAACAAUCGGACAACUACUUCGCCAAGCAACCGAAUAGAGUUCUACAUGUGUACAACGCGGCGCCGACGACGAAGGCUCGCUUGUCGCCGUCAAAUAACGUGGUUUACGGCGGCAAUUUGACCGGCAAUGCAGCGGACGUGAACAAGCGAGUUUCGGGCAUUCCGGAGCCCAUCAGCAGGUACACUCUACACACCAGCCACUUGCCGUUACCUCAGUACGCCGUAAGGGUGAACGACUCAAAUUCCAAGAUCGCCAAGACAGCGGCGAAUCAGAGUAGGAAGGUAUCCACGUCGACGUACAAGGGCUCGGCCAGCUCGAAAGAGGGCUCGAUAACCGAGGACUCGGGCGUUAGCAGCCAAGCGGCUUGCCCCGAGGACAACGACAGAAUCCGCUCGUUGGAUUACGCGGACGAUGGCUCCAUGAGGAGGCGCGGCAUCGGCAGACCGAGAAAUCUGCGGAUGGUGGUGAGCGGCAAGAGCUUCGACGUGAGAGAUGUCCGGGACGACGACAGCACGGUCACGGAGAUCUCCGUGAUCCCGUUGCCCAAGUCCUUCGCCAGCGCCAACCUCAACACCGGCUUCGUGCGCGAGAGAACCACGCAGUACCAGCGGAUCGUGAGCAAGGACAACAGGUACACCGAGUCGACCACGUCCAUGUCUACCACGUCCUCGGAGGGCUACGACGAAGGUUGCCUGAGCGAGGAGAAGGUCUACAAGGACCGCUCGCACUCGGAAAAGAUCCCUUCCAUCAAGUCGGACUUUAGCCCGCCCAGCUCCGACGAUCCCGAGUACGGCCACGGCGAGGCAAUGGCGGACGAAUAUUCUUUGAGCUCGAGCGACGAUUGCCAGCGCUCCGGCUCCAUACAACACGCGCAGGCGAUCACGGCCGCGACCAAGAACGGCGUCGCCACGAAAAACGCGUUGCGCUCGGUGCUGCUCACCAUCGAGGAUCCAGCCUUCGCCGCCGCCGCCGCCACCACGACCACCUUAAUAGACGACGAGACCUCUCCGGUCGACAGUCUGUUCGACAGUCCUACGGCCAGCAUCACCCAAUCGGACGGGAAGGCCUCGAAGAAGGACGAUCACGUCCUGGAACCCUCGGACAACACCUUGGAGGACGACAGUCCUGGCACUCCGACGAAUGCUUCCAACUCGUUGAGCCUGUCGGAGGGUAGGGAGUUCUUUGACGAUGAGAUCGCGGAUCAGCCCGGAUUAAUCUUCGACGACAACUCGAGAGCAAGGAUCGAGGCGCAGUCUGCUAUGGGGAGUCAAGUAAUCACCGAGAAUAGCCACACUCUGAUCGAGACGAAUUCUAAGACGAGUGGUGGUGCGUUGCACAUGAAAGGCGUAGCGAAUAGCCCCCACCACGGGCGAAUACACCGAGCCGGGAGUGUGGACACCUUGUCUCCCUGCGAGUCUAUCGCCUCGGAUGACUUAAUGUUGGAUUAUAGCGACACGAGUUCCUACGAGGAACAGCAGCGAUUAAACUCCAAUCCGGCGCUGCACGAGCUGGACGACGCCACUAUAAUCUCGGAACUGGAGGCGCAGGGCGAGGAAAUGGUGAGGCAGUGGAGCUCGUUGCUGAGCACCGCGCAUAUGCAGGAGCAGGCGAAUUCCAAUUCGGCCAACAACAAUGUCAACGGUGGAGGAGCCGGCAACAACAACAAUCAGGCCGCCGUCGAAUCCGGAAUCGCUGGCGACAGGAUGAGGUUCCUGCGCAACCGAUCCGGAACGGAAUCGCCGCGCUCGUUGGACAGCAUGCGCAAUCGUCAAGUUUCUAGUCCUCUGAGGAGAACGGGAGAUGUGCAAUCUCCAUGCCUGGAUUCCGGAGACGAAGCGAGCCUGAGGAUAGACCGCGCUACGUAUCAGCACAUGUUCCAGGACAUCGUCUCCCUGAAGACGAUGCUGCUGAAACUCAAACGAGUUCUUCAGGAGUCAGGAGAGAACGAUUUGACGAGGGCAGACACUCUCAACCCAUUCGAUAAUUCUGUGAAGAAUGGUCUCUUCUGUAACCUGAACCUGAAUCUGAACGAAGGUAGUGAAACCAUCGAUGUGAGCACGUCACCGGGUAGCGGUGGUAGCAGUAUCGCGGACGAAUUAGCGGAUCUGAGAAGACAAGUGAUCUUUCUUCAGGGUCAAGUGGAGGACCGGGAUCGUACCAUACAACAGCUUCAGGCUCAAUUUUUGAAAUUGCAAGGAUCUACGAGCGGUGAUGCGCAGACCUGCAUCGUACCAACGCGCAAUAACAACAUCCCUUUCGUGGACACGUGUAACGCCGCUACGCAGACGGAGAAGACACGUCCAGUGUCGGCGGGGCCCUCGCUCCUACAGUCACUCCCGCAGGAUGGAAGCAUGGGGCCUCUCGUUAGUUGGAGUGACUCGUGGGACCGUCAGCGACCCUCGCUGCUUUCCGAGCUUAACUCCGCCGGAAGCCUUCGCAAGCCAACCGAACGUUUACCUCAUACGUUAAGACUUCGUCAAGAACAGACCCCACGUCGCAGCAGCGUACACACGAGAAGACACUCGUCGGAGAGCGUGUCCAGCUCGCUCAAAUCGAAGGACUCUACUAAACUGUCGUGCGAGCCGAACGACAUGGAGCAAUGCGACGCCAAGGUAGAAGGAAAUGCGGUCAAGUCCCUUAUUCCGACGUUUAGGAAGCUACGGCUUUAACGACACGACGGAGUUCAGCUACAUUAUGUUCUCUGUAUAGCAACGUUUAUCACGUUCCAGACGUCCGAAUCCUCGAAGAACAGAAACAUCAGAGAAGAGAGAUUUUUCUCCGUGAGGAGAAUUCAAUCGCGGGCAAAUUGCCCGACCUGCUUUUGAUAACGCUAUAACGCUUCUUUCUUUUCUGGCAAAUCUUUUCUCGCGUUGUAAUGAAUUAUAGCUGCAAUUUUCGUGUUAGAUGAAUCAUCGGAGUCGAGGACUUCGACCGAUUCGGACGUCCGUACAAAACGAUCUCUCGUCCCCGUCUAUUUUCUCACACGUAAUUAGUUGUUUCGCGCGCCACGAAGUUCACGUUCCUCGCAGCGCGUAGCGGGAUCGUUACGCGCGCUUCUUCUCAUAUAAUUUGCCGCCGUACUUAUGCGACGUAGCGGAGAAUGUCGCGCGAAGUCAUCUAUUCCUGAACGGAUAUUUCGGGCGACGUAAUUCGUCGCGCUGGUGCGACUAGUAUACUCUUCUUCGUUAAUAUUAACGUUCCGAGCUGAUUUUCACGUUCGGGCGUGAUCUCAAGCGCAAAAUUGACAAAUCGGCGAACGAUAUCUACAUUGCAAAAGUCACCGACCGCGAUUUAUCUGUCCGGCAAAUUGGCCUGCGUUGCAAACGCGGACGGAAAAGGCGGACUCUUUAGUUGAAGGUGAAAUUUUCAAUUGCAGAUAUUUAUUUACGCGAUAAAAUUUUUUUGUAGUAUAAUUUAUUGUAAAUACAAGUGCAAAAGUUGAUUUUAGACAUAGCGUACGAUUGCAAUCGAGGAAGAUGAUAUCGGUAUUUCGGUGAGGAAAAUUCUCAAAUCUCCAGUUCGUGUUUCUUUUUUUUUCUUCUUUCGUUAGACGCAAACGUAUCCGAACGUUCCGCAAUUUGUGUUUCGUCAAUUUGUGUUUCGUCAAUUUGUGUUUCGACAAUUUGUACAUAUGAAUUAUAUUGGAACUUUUGAUUUUUGAGGAAGAGAAGUUUUUCUAAAUACAUGUACACGUACACUUGUUUCACUUUAGCAGUUUCAUCGAUUAGAUUUUCUCUCAUCGUUUAUGUUGCUCACUGUGAUGAAUCCAACGGAAAUUGGACUCGACGUUUAAUCAUAUCGUUUGUAAUGUGCAAGGACGCAAGUUUGUGUUGUAAUUCGUUCAUCCGCGUUACUUAAAUACCAACGAGUGCAUUUGAGUAAUCCCGGGCAAGCUGCAGUGGCUUCGGCCCCCCGCGGUGAGUACACGUCUCACAACAGCAGACAAAAAGAUUAGAGGUAUGGUCGUAAUUAGCGAAGCCAGGGUACUUUGUAAAUUCCAUACGUCACUUUAAUUUAUUGCGUGCAGUAUGUGCUUGGUGCUAGUAAGUUUGUAUUCGUUGUAUGAUGUUUAGACUCUCCUGUCCUCCCUCGAGACGCUUCCCCAUUUCCAUGUGCGCCGGCGACGUUCGUGCGGAAGUAUCUCAGAGCGCUGCGCGAAAACGCGAUUCGAAAGAUUUUCACGCGACAUUUCUACGUUCGGAUCGAGGCGAAUCCGGGAAAAGACGAAGAAAUAAAGAAAAACAACCCGUCCAGACGAAAGAAAGUAUGUUUAGCAGUUUGUUUUAUAUUUUCUUGUCCUAUAAGGCGAUGCGUGACAAUAAUUGUUCUUACAGUACAAAAAGAAAAGUAUAAAAGGAGACUUUGCGUUUUGUUCUUGUCUCUUUGUGUAAUAAAUGGUGAGUAGGAAAUAACGAUUUGGUCUGUGCAUUUGUAAGGUAUGUAAAAUAAACGCUAAUACAUUUUCCACGCAAACGAACGUAUUUAUCUCAGGAAGAGAAAUAUUAGCGGUGUAUACCAGUCCCGUAACCGCUAACAGC